This is a messenger RNA of Pelagomonas calceolata, 4847 nucleotides long. NCBI's taxonomy places the organism in Eukaryota, Pelagophyceae, Pelagomonadales, Pelagomonadaceae. The record is from the annotation of a GenBank genome assembly.
CACGCCGCGCGACGCGAACGCUCUACAGACGCCCCGCCACGCAAGAUGAUCCUCACAAAUUGCGCCGCCUGCGCCGCCCCACUGGCCCACGACGCGCCGCGAUGUGUGAGAUGUCACACAAGAUAUUGUAACAAAACUUGCCAGAUGGACCACUGGCGCCGCGGCCACAAGCAGAUCUGUAAGAAGAUACACCGCGGCGGUAACGCUGAGCAAUACCACGCCGACAAAAAAUACAAGGAGGCCGUCGCGGAGGCUGUCGAGGCGUGCGCGGCCGACACCAAGGGGCAGACGUGCUACAUCUGCACGCAAGCCCUCCACUGGAAAACGAAGGAGGGUCUUGUGCGCGGAUGUUCGUGCCGUGGGACGGCGGGAUUUGCCCACGUGUCGUGCCUGGCGGAGCAGGCGAAGAUUUUGCUCGCCAGGGCAGCAGAAGGGCAAGAAGGGCAAGGGCGAGGGUGGAUGGAGAAAUACCACCCGUCACCCGCACGGGUCGUUUCCCUCCCGACACCCUUCAUUACCCGCACCCUUACCUGCACCCUUACCCUUGGCGCGGGACGGGCACCCUUACCCUUACCUCACCCUUAUUUGGGGGUCGGCGAAUUUAGUGUUUUUCGACGUAUUAGAACGCGCUAUUUUAUAGGGGGGGGUCGAUGGAGGGCUGCGCUGCACGACGACGACUGCAGCGCGCGCGGGGCUUGUCGGACUCGCCGACGCGAAGUGGCAGGCAUCCGUGAUGAACGGUGCGGUUUACCCUUCGUCUCUGAAUGCUUCCGGAUCGGCUCGGAACAUUUCCUUGUACUUGGCGAACACCUUCUUCAACACGUCGGGACCCAACCAUUCGAUGUUUCUGGCUACCUUAACCAUCAUCGCAGCAAUCUCUGGACCCAACACCUUUCUAAGCUUCGAGGCCAACAUUCCAUGCGUCGAAAAGCUACUCUCACUCACACCCUCAGUCGACUGGUCGGCGAAGACUUGCCGGGCCAUGUUGUAGUGGACGGGACGCAGGGACUGGCCCUGGGAGUAGAAAAGCAAAAUCUCGAACUUCCCGUUGACGAUGGCGCGCUGCACGUCCGGGUGGUCUCCCUUUCGCUGGCGAAUGUCGUGAAUUUGAUUCAUCUCGUCCGUCGCAGGCACUUCGUCGUCGUUCUCUUCAUCAGAACUCAAUGGGUCCUCCACCUCGGCCAUCAGACUGUCAAAACCAUCAUCCCCGCUGCGUCGCUGCUGCUUCUUCUUCUGGCCUCGGCGGAGGCUCGGCGGCGCAACACCGAGGAACCGCUCCGUCUCCCGAUAUAAUUUCUGAUAGGCCUUGAUCAUGCGUGUUUCGAGGGGCUUGCUUUUCAGGAUCUUUCGAGGGUCUGUAGUAACGUCCAUAUGUAGUGCAACGAGGUCCCGCUCGCAGAUAUCAUCUUCGAAGAAGCCCUUCUCGACCUGCUCCGCGAGCAACGUGCGGGUAAUCCGCGCCACCGGGGGCAGGUCCGCCGCCAUCACUCUCUCUCUUCCUAGAACCAUGCUCUCGCCUGACGUGACCCAUUUCGUCAUCGUUACAGGGGUCCUUGAGGACGCGUUGAUCACGCCGCGGGCUAACUUUAACGUGAGGUGCACCGUCGGUUCCGUCGAAUGUUGGAUGAGCUUGUUAAAGGCACGGGGGGCGCCCAGCGCGGUCCGCAGCCCAUGCCCGCCGUUCCAAGCCUUUUUAUCAGGGAAGCGCUCCGCCGCGCGAUCCUCCCACUUCUUUUCCCGCGACGGCGUCGCGUGGCGCACGUCUGAGUCUGAAGAAGCGUCCGAGAGCGAGUCCUCCUCGAGCGGUAGCUCCGCGUCGGCGUCGACGGAGCUCUCGUCGUCGUCCAAAUCCAUCAUAUCGAGCACGUUGCCAUUGAUGAGUAGGGAUUUCGCCUUGUACAUAGGUAUCUCGAGGUCCGUCGAACGUUCAAUAGUGUGGUGGAUGCCGUCCCAGCGCGUCUCGUUCGCUACAACAGUGGUCUUGGCCGAGGCGAAGUCCUGGGCCAGGCCGAGCUUGACCUGGAAGUCCUUCUGCGAAUUGUCGAACUGGCGACACUUCUUCACGAACGCCGCCCAUCGUUUGAACGUCUUCACUAAACCGGGCCCCUCUGGAUUCAGAUGCUGCGAUGUCUUGGUCAUGCCCAGGGCGUAGAGCACUUUGCGGCCCAUUUUGUGGGCACCACAGUAUCGACCGUCCUUCUUGCCGAGGCGCAUGGCCUUCCAGUUCGCCGAGCCGCCGUCUAUCGUCGGCGACCCGACGUCCUUCCGGUAGUCGACGCCGUGCCGCACGCACAACGAGUCUACAAACGAGUUGAUGGCCUGGCCGUCCUUCGCUAGCUUGGCGGGCCAAUUUUUGUAGCCGAACUGGAAGGGCUGCAUCUGGAGGCACCCUUCGACCACAAUGAUGAUGCUGCCGUUCACCGAGAUGUACGUGACGCCGUGCUUCGUCAUCAUGUCGAACUGCAUGCCGAUACACUGGCCGCCGACCUCCCGGACGUGCCGCUGCAGGCGCACGGCCUUCUCGUCGUCGCAGAGGGCGUCGAGGGCCUCCAGGAUGCGCACGCACGUCUUGCGAUCUGGAGGGACGUAGCCCGGCUUGAGCCUUCCAGAGUACUUGCGCAUGCCCUUCUUUCUCGAGCUGUAGAACGGGAUGCCGUCCACGCAGCACAUGACCACGAAGUCCACGUGAUGAGUAAACGCCUCCUCGAACGAGAGGCGUUCUACAACGUUGCCGUCGACCACCAUGCGUUUACUAGUGCCCUUGAUGUCGCCUCGUUCGACCAUCUUCUUAAACUCCGUCGAGUGAUUAUCCCUCAUGUGGUUGAUGAGCGCACCAGUACUUCCGUCCCACACGGUUACCUGUGCACAAGCACCCAAUAGGUCCCCAGUCACCCAACAGUUCGCGCGCGUAUUUCACGGCGACGCGCUUCGCACCGGAUAUACGCGAGGCCAUCACCACGCCAUCGAGAAGACGUCGCGGCGAUGGCGUGACGGUCGACGUGAUGAUUCAGCACGAAGAACGCAGUGGAAACUGAUUGAUGCACCGGUUGCGGCUGGAUGAUUAUUGCACUUCGGGUCGCCGUGGAAUUCAUCCCUACAGACGAAUUUGAAUUUGCGCGUCGUCCUGCCUUUUCCAUUCGUUUUCGUCUCCACUAACUCAGCUUUUCUAAAACACUUGCGGAUGGCGGCCCUGGAGUUUUCGAAGAAAUUGGGCCCUUCGUCGUCGGCAUCUAGGUCCGCAUCAGCAGCUUCGGCCGUCUCGAGCGCGGGCACGGGUGCGGGCGCCGGCGCCGGCGGCGGCGGCGGCGGGUGAUCCUCCUCCCACGCGGCGAGGAACUUGCUGUAUUCCGAGAGCCCGAUCCACUCGCAGUCGCCCCCCGUCGGAUUAUGCUCUUGAUCUUCCGGGCGCGUUAAGACGAAGCCAAACGCCGGCUGCGCAUUCCUUAUCCCUUUGAACUUGUGCGCCCCAUCUAUUUUCACGACCUCGAUCGGGUAGAGCUGCUUCUCCUCUUCUGGAGUGCUGCCUUCCCAGAACGAGCCCGGGAUGCUAAAUUCCUUGCCGAUGUGCUGCUGCAUGUCGGUCUUUUUCACCUUCUUGUAGUAUAGUUGCGGCGGCAUGGUUUAGUGGUGCUGCUGGCGGUGGUCUGUAGUGGUGCUGGUGGUCGUGGUCGUGGUGUAGCGCGCGGCUGGUUUGGAUCUCGCAGCGCAGCAGAGCAACUACUCACUGUACGUGGCACGGGUACUCGAUCGCAGCAGCGAUUCUCGGAUGGAGCGGCGAGCUCCGCAUGGAGCCGUGGAAAUGCACACCCGGGCGGGCCCGCCCGAAACGAGUCCAGCGUUGUUCGAGGCACCGCUCCAGAGGUCUUUCGAGAAAUGGCCCUUCGGGGAAAAGGGUUGAUGGAGUUUCCCGCGCGCCCUUACCCUCGCCCUUCGCGAAACGCCUACACCCUUGACUCACCCGCACCCUUACCCUCACCCGCACCCUUCCCCCGAACUGGACACCCUUCACCCUUACCCUCGACGGGUAAACACGGGUAAAAGGGUGUCGCCCUUGCCCUUCUGCUGCCCUGUUGCUCGCGGAGGCCGAGGAGAACAAUUUGGACAUCAAGGCGAAGACUGAGAGGUUCCGCCGUUGGGAUACGUGUAGCCUGUGCGAGCAACGGUACCAUGGCGUCGUCUCGUGCGCGCUCGGAUGGGCGUGUUGGAAGACGUACGUCGGGCGGCCGGAGAGGGACCAGCUUCGUCGCCCUGCGAUGGGCGUUCUUGGGAACGGUUUAGCCGAGGCAGAACACCACGAGGACGCGUUGUCUGUGGAAGAGGCCAAGUUGGCUAUGGAGCGGCGUGUUGGCGCGUCAGCAUACAGCAUUCUCGGAGCGCAGAGCAAUCUUGCGACCACGUAUGAUAAACUCGGACAACACGAUCAGGCUCUGCGGAUGCGGCUCGGUGUAUACUCUGAGCGUUUGAAGCUCAGCGGCGAAGAACAUAGAGAGACCCUCCUAGCGGCCAACAACUGCGCGUUCUCCCUUGGUGUUCUCGAGCGCUUCGAAGAGGCCAAGUCGCUGAUGCGCAAAAUGAUGCCCGUGGCGCGACGCGUUCUCGGCGAGAGUCAUGAACUCACGCUCAUGAUGCGCUUGAAUUACGCGCGGUCGAUCUACAAGGACUGCGGCGCCACGCUCGACGAUCUCCGCGAGGCCGUGACGACGCUCGAGGACACGGAACGGAUUGCACGGCGUGUCCUCGGCGGCGCGAACCCGGGCACAGUUGGAAUAGAGGAUGGAUUGCAAAAGGCAAGAGCCGUGCUCCGCGCGCGCGAAGCCGGGCAGAAAGUAGUCUUCGUAAGAGAAUAA